AUGGAUCGAGAUGCAAAUGCAGCCGACAACCUUCAAGAGAGGAAAAACAUCCUCAUCGCCGAAAUCAUGACCUCAUUUCGCGACCUCGUCAACCACGCCGCCGCCCCAGUCGACAGCACAGCCUCGACGGGCCAAACAGCCUACAGCAGCAUGGCCAUGGGGACCAAAAUGAGCAGCAUCAUAAAAUCAACCGAGGACCUCCUCUCCCUGACGCGCAAGAUCCGCGAGCUCUGGGUCAUUGGCGCGCUCAAGCCGCCCGGCGCCCACGACGCCGAAGCCGAGCAGGGCAUGCGGCAGGACGCGGAGCAGGUCCUAACCAUGCUCAACACCCUGCGCGACCGCCAGCGCCAGGCCAUGCUGCAGCACGCCGCGGCCGUCGGUGGAGGCUUCACCUACGAGCAGGGCGACAUCGACGGGCCCGCGCCGCCGCUCCAGCCCCAGAUCCAGUCCCAGCAGGUGACGGGUGUGGCUGCUGAGGGUGGGGGUGCCCAGGCGCAAUAG
This is a messenger RNA of Chaetomium fimeti, 501 nucleotides long. RefSeq lists its product as uncharacterized. Gene Ontology annotation, molecular function: transcription coregulator activity. The coding region runs from base 1 to 501 and encodes 166 amino acids. The record is from RefSeq and is a predicted model, not a curated record. NCBI's taxonomy places the organism in Eukaryota, Fungi, Ascomycota, Sordariomycetes, Sordariales, Chaetomiaceae. Gene Ontology annotation, biological process: regulation of transcription by RNA polymerase II. Gene Ontology annotation, cellular component: mediator complex. The transcript is spliced from 3 exons.